Pygocentrus nattereri (red-bellied piranha) is the source of this 1965-nucleotide messenger RNA. RefSeq names its product cellular communication network factor 2a (gene ccn2a). Gene Ontology annotation, cellular component: extracellular matrix; extracellular region. Gene Ontology annotation, biological process: signal transduction; cell adhesion. Gene Ontology annotation, molecular function: heparin binding; integrin binding. NCBI's taxonomy places the organism in Eukaryota, Metazoa, Chordata, Actinopteri, Characiformes, Serrasalmidae. Bases 265 to 1302 code for a protein of 345 amino acids. The transcript is spliced from 5 exons. The record is from RefSeq and is a predicted model, not a curated record.
GCUGCCCUACAGCUCAGAACACUCCGACUCCUCCUGAGAGAGAAGCAACAAGGGUUGAGCUUGAAGCAGCCCACAACGACCUCACUGAAGCUACGCUCUAGCUUUCACUCGACGUGACCUGAAAGGAACAUCCUGACGCCAACGAGAUCAACUUGAUCGGACACGACCAAGAAGACUACAGCUCUGCUGAGGAACACUUCGGAAGAGCUCAAGAAAGAGAUUUUUUUAAAGCAUUUUUUGAACAGAAUAAUAAAAGACAGCAAGAUGUUUUCUGGAAUGAGCCUGAGACUAGUUUCUGUGCUCUGCUUCACUUUCUUCAGCUGGGUGGUAGCUCAGGAGUGCACUGGCCAGUGCCACUGCCCUGAUGUGCCCCCACAGUGCCCGCCAGGUGUAAGCCUGGUGCCAGAUGCCUGCGGAUGCUGCAGAGUGUGUGCCAAGCAGCUGGGAGAACUGUGCACAGAGAGAGACGUAUGUGAUCCUCACAAAGGCCUUUACUGUGACUAUGGCUCGCCAAGCAACCGACGCAUCGGAGUCUGCACAGCUAGGGAUGGUGCCACCUGCGUGUUUGGAGGGAUGGUGUACCGCAGUGGCGAGUCCUUCCAAAGCAGCUGCAAGUACCAGUGCACUUGUCUGGAUGGAGCAGUUGGCUGCGUGCCCCUUUGUGGGAUGGAUGUCAGGCUGCCAAGCCCAGACUGCCCCUCACCCCGCAGGGUCAAGGUGCCAGGAAAGUGCUGUGAGGAGUGGGUCUGCGACUCACCACACACCACCAUGUUUGUGGGCUCUGCUCUUGCAGCUUACAGAGAAGAGGAGACUUAUGGCCCAGAUCUUUCCAUGAUGCGUGAGAACUGCCUGGUCCAGACCACAGAGUGGAGUGCCUGCUCAAAGACCUGCGGCCUGGGAAUCUCCACCCGCGUCACCAACGACAACCGCGAGUGCCGUCUGGAGAAGCAGUCUCGUCUCUGCAUGGUGCGCCCAUGUGAAUCCCACCUGGAGGAGAAAAUCAGGAAAGGAAAGAAGUGCAUUCGCACUCCCAGGGUCUCAAAGCCCAUGAAGUUCGAGAUCUCUGGCUGCACCACCACCAAGGCCUACCGCCCCAAGUUCUGUGGCGUGUGCACAGAUGGCCGCUGCUGCACCCCCCACAGGACCGCCACUCUGCCCGUGGAGUUCAAGUGCCCCGAUGGCCAGGUCAUGAAGAAGCAGAUGAUGUUCAUCAAGACCUGCGCAUGCCACUACAACUGCCCCGGGGAGAAUGACAUCUUUGAGUCUAUGUACUACAAAAAGAUGCUUGGCGACAUGGCAUGAGGAAGAAGAGCAGAAAAAUAGAAGGAAAUCUGUCCAGUGACUGUCCAUUUCGAAUCAAAACAGCUAUCCAUCUCAUAUCUCAGCACAGUACUCUGCCUGUUUUCUUAUGGUCUUUUUUUUUUCUAUUUACAUGUGUGUUGUUCUUGUUUUUGUAUGUGUUUGUGUGUAUUUGUAUCAAGGAUAACUGUAAUAAUGUACCCAUGGUGGAUGUCAAGGGCAUUUUUUGCCCUAAAGUCAGUGGGCGGGGUGGGGGGUUGGGGUUAAAUGACAGGGCGUCAUUGGGACACCCCUAAAACAGUACUGCACUAUAGCCUGACUCUGUGGCGCCCCUUGUCGCUGAUUGGCCCCGACGACACUGAGGCCCCUCCCCUGAACUGUGGUGGGCAGAUCCAGACUCAGAGAGCAAGAGUGGUGAAAGGUGAUGAGGGCGGCGGCUUUUUAACCUCAGGACGGAGGCUGAACCCAACUGAGAGAGAGAGAGACAUGAAUGUGCUCUUGUAUGUAGUUAACAGUGCGUCUCAAUGCUGAGCCACAGGCCAAAGCCUAAGCUUGAGAUGUAAAUGCCAGGAGGGUUCCUGCAGCACUGAGAGUGCCAGACUUUGACUAAAUAACUCCUCUGGGGAGAGAGUUGUUUUUUUGGUAAAAAAAAACAAAAAAAAAAAA